AAUAUAGUUUAAUGAGCUAUCGAGGUGAAAUCUUCUAAGAAUAUUCCCUACUUUUAAUUUCCUCUUAAGCUGCGUUUACACCAAAGUUAUUGAAAAAAUGUUUAUUUCUCCGUCCUUGUAGAUUCUAUUAGAUUGAACAUAAUAACUUAUCAUACACAUGAUGAACAUAUGUGUUUGUCAAAUUCCGUUUAAUCUAAUAGAAUCUAUAAGGACGGAAAAAUAAACAUUUUGUUAAUAACUUUGGUGUAAACGCAGCUUUAUUCAUGCGUUUUUUAUUCUGUUUUCAUCCACUCACUCUGAAUGCUUUUUCAUUCAAUUUCAUUAAUGCGACUUCCCUCUCAUAAUACUGUAAUAUUACUAUUAAACGUCUAUCUCUCUUCUAUUAUGAAAGGGAAAUUAAUGUCUAAAAAAUGAAACAAACUACUUUUUUACGAUUUAUUUCCAUUUUGGUUCUUUUUAUAUUUUCUCAGUAGCAGCAAACAAGUUUGAGUUUCGCGCGCCAACUGUCCGUCUCCAUGGCAACCAGGAAAAGCAGUUCUGUUUACUUCUAUCGCACUGUCAGAUCUGUAACCUAGAUUCACGUCCUGUUCUGUUUUCCUGUUUAUAUUUUGAUCUUGUAAAAUAGCCUAUCAAUUUCUUGUAAUAUGGGAUGUCUUUGUCAAAAGUCAAAGAAGGAAGAAAGCUAUGGAGCCAAACCUAUUGAAAAUGUGGAGUACUCUUGGGAUAAACGUCGUACAAUAAAUGUAGAUGACUUCAUAAUUAAAAACUUGGAGCAAGAUGAAAAGUGGAAGAUCGGUGGGGCCAUCAAUGGAGAACAAGUUGUUAUUGACAACUGCAAUAGCAGCUCGAUAUACAUUCUUGACCAUAUAAAUACCAUCUCAAUCGAUGAUUGUACCAGCUGUAAAAUAAUUAUUGGACCUGUCAAGGGAAGUGCAUUCCUGAGAGACUGUGAAAAUUGUGUGUGCCUCAUAGCAUGCGGGCAAUUCAGGAUAAGGGAUUGUCGCAAUAUGGUGAUAUUUCUCAGCUGUGCAACGCAGCCAAUCAUUGAAUCCUCUUCCUCGAUACAUUUUGGCUGCUACCAACUUUCCUAUCCCUCAAUAAGAGAGCACUUCAAGAAUGCUCAACUGAGUAUCUUCAACAAUACAUGGAGCAGAAUACAUGACUUCACUCCAAUUGAAGGAGAACUGAAUUGGAAAAUAUUACCAGAGAAUACAACUCCUCAGAACUAUUUCUCCUGUCACGAUUUGAGCAGAGUUGGACUUUCGUUGAGUGUGAUAGACAGUGCUGUACCUUAUACAACAGCAGUGAAGAUGUGUGACAGAGUGGAGCAUUGUUUUGUUGUCUUCUUCUGCUGUGAAGGCCAAGAAGAGGAAGCAGCGCGUAUAUUGAUCGACAAGAUUUAUCUAGAAAGGGUUGACUGCAGGCUUGUCUGGAGCCGACAAGUAGAAUUGAGUUCUCAAGAGUCGUGCAACAUUUUCCAAGACGAAUCUUAUGCUCGACUGACAAAGCAUGGUCCUGUAAUUGGCUUAUUAUUCUCGGGACCCUGCAUUACAUACUCUUGUAAUCAAGUCAUUGGUGAAUCACUACAACAUGUGACUGUAUAUGUAUCAGACAGCCCCCGAGAACAAGUCAACAAGUUUCUCUCUAUAACAGAUAUGCGAAUAGCAUUUUAGAAUGAAUGCCAAAUUUUUAAUUAUUCUAGUUUAGAAAUUGAUUUUACUCUCUAAGUUUGUCUCUAGUCAGGAAACCUAAAAUGAAUAACUGUAUGGAUAUUAUAGAAUAUUUUAAUAAUGCUUUUUAAUGCAAUACAACGUUUGUAUAUUAUAAUUAAAAUUAACGCUUGAAUAUUCACUAUGAGUGGUUCUGUAAAACAAAAAUGUAAAUCAGUAAUACUUAAAUAUUAAAAGCCGUUAAUCAAUAAUAAAUUACUCUUAAUAUUA
Molecule: messenger RNA, 1940 nt
Organism: Nilaparvata lugens (brown planthopper)
Lineage: Eukaryota; Metazoa; Arthropoda; Insecta; Hemiptera; Delphacidae
Product: protein XRP2
Exons: 7
Coding region: 645-1673 (342 amino acids)
Biological process (GO): post-Golgi vesicle-mediated transport
Cellular component (GO): cilium; periciliary membrane compartment
Molecular function (GO): GTPase activator activity
Source: RefSeq, a predicted model, not a curated record